This is a messenger RNA of Letharia columbiana, 1299 nucleotides long. RefSeq lists its product as uncharacterized. The record is from RefSeq and is a predicted model, not a curated record. Gene Ontology annotation, biological process: protein phosphorylation; mitotic spindle organization; regulation of cytokinesis. NCBI's taxonomy places the organism in Eukaryota, Fungi, Ascomycota, Lecanoromycetes, Lecanorales, Parmeliaceae. Gene Ontology annotation, molecular function: protein kinase activity; ATP binding. The transcript has 3 exons. Bases 1 to 1299 code for a protein of 432 amino acids. Gene Ontology annotation, cellular component: spindle microtubule; spindle midzone; chromosome passenger complex.
AUGGCAAUUAGAGCGAUUGAGUCUCGCUUUGAGCAACUGUCAGUCACGGACGAGAAUGAGCCAGUCAACGGAGGCGGUACCUUCCACAAAUCAAAGGGAUCUUUCUCGACGGCAAUGUCAAUAUCUGGACUCGGCUCCACCACCCAACUGACCUCCAAUCCAAAUCGCUCGAAUCUCCUCAAGAUUGCGCUUCAAAACAACAAUGAUGCCAAUACAAAAGCAGCAACAAUUACCACGGUCAAUGUUGCCUCACAAGCUGCCCAAUGGCGCGGCUCCACCGUUCCUGCUCCUUCUUCACCACCUCGAAAGGGCGCCAGCUCUUCCUCAUCCGCACGACCCUCAGAUGAAAGCGCCAUACAACGAUUGUCUAAUCCACCAAUAUAUGAGCAACCGCAACCGAAAAAAUUCCACCUUGGGAUGUUCGAGAUUGGAAAGCCCCUGGGCAAGGGCAAAUUUGGGCGGGUAUAUCUGGCCAAAGAGCGAUCGACCGGCUUCGUGUGCGCGCUGAAGGUCCUCCACAAAAGCGAGCUGCAGCAAGGAAAGGUGGAGAAGCAAGUGAGACGAGAGAUAGAGAUCCACAGCAAUCUGCGCCAUCCCAACAUUCUCCGCUUCUACGGUCACUUCCACGACAGCAAGCGAGUUUUCCUCAUUCUUGAAUUUGCUGGCAAAGGAGAGCUGUAUAAGCAUCUGCGAAAAGAGAACAAAUUCCCCGAGUGGAAAGCAGCACAGUACAUCGCACAAAUGGCCGCAGCAUUGAAGUAUCUGCAUAAGAAGCACGUCAUGCACAGGGACAUCAAGCCAGAGAACAUCCUAGUGGGAAUCCAUGGAGAGAUCAAGAUCUCAGAUUUCGGAUGGAGUGUGCACGCCCCCAAUAAUCGAAGAAAUACCAUGUGUGGCACUCUCGACUAUCUUCCACCGGAGAUGAUCAAACCAGGAAGCCAGGAGAAUUUCUACAACGAGAAGGUGGACCUAUGGAGUUUGGGCGUCCUGACCUAUGAAUUCUUAGUGGGAGAGGCACCUUUCGAAGACACACCAGUUAUGACACAAAGACGAAUAGCCAGAGGGGAGAUGACGGUGCCAAAAUUUGUGAGCCCUGAGGCAAGGGACCUGAUUGAAAGGCUACUCGUCCUCGACCCAGAGAAGCGCAUUCCCCUUGUUGAAGUCCAGAAACAUCCCUGGAUUGUCAAGCAUUGCAUCAAAGGCGAAAGAGCAACCCAGAGAAGCUCAGCUUCAAAGGAGACAAAGUUGGCUAUACCGGCAAUCAUCCAAGCAGUCAACAGGACUGGACUGGAUGAGUAG